This is a messenger RNA of Penicillium nucicola, 576 nucleotides long. RefSeq names its product non-canonical purine NTP pyrophosphatase. The record is from RefSeq and is a predicted model, not a curated record. NCBI's taxonomy places the organism in Eukaryota, Fungi, Ascomycota, Eurotiomycetes, Eurotiales, Aspergillaceae. The transcript has 6 exons. Gene Ontology annotation, biological process: nucleoside triphosphate catabolic process. Gene Ontology annotation, molecular function: nucleoside triphosphate diphosphatase activity. Gene Ontology annotation, cellular component: cytoplasm. The coding region runs from base 1 to 576 and encodes 191 amino acids.
AUGAAGCCAUGCAUGUUCGUGACCGGCAACCCCAACAAGGUGAUCGAGGUCAACGCUAUCCUUGGUGAAGCAGUGCCCGUUCAAUCCCUUGACUUGGAUAUUCCCGAGAUUCAAGGGACUCUGGAAGAAAUCGCGACCGAGAAAUGUCGACGCGCCGCUGAGAUCAUCAACGGACCGGUAUUGGUUGAAGACUCGGCCUUGGAGUUUAAUGCAAUGAAAGGGCUGCCAGGUCCCUACAUAAAAUACUUCCUUGAGUCGUUGGGAAACGACGGUCUCAAUAAACUCCUGUUCGCCUACGAGGACAAAAGUGCAGAAGCUGUAUGCACGUUUGCUUAUUCUUCGGGGCCAACAAUGGAGCCACUGGUCUUUCAAGGCAGACUGGAGGGCAAAAUUGUACCUGCGCGUGGUCCACCCAGGUUUGGUUGGGAGCCGAUUUUCGAGCACGAGGGAGAGACAUUAGCUGAGAUGGAGCACGACAAAAAGAAUGCACUCUCGCACCGAUACCAGGCACUGCACAAGUUCCAGCAGUGGCUGGCUCAGGGCGAUAACCGAUCAUUAUAUUUCGAAAGCAAAUAA